CAAGCUUCCUUCCUCCACCCUUGUUUAGGGUUUCCUUCUCUGGUCAUUCCCGUCUCCGGCGAUCUCCGUCCAUUUCCGUCCCCUGGGAAAAGAAGAACGCCAGAGAGGUCUCCUGUUAUUUGACAAUGGGUACGCCGGAGACGUCGAGGGAGCCGUGCCCUGACCGGAUCUUGGACGAUAUAGGAGGAGCGUUCGGGAUGGGCGCGGUGGGCGGCUCCGCCUUCCAUUUCAUCAAGGGACUCUACAACUCGCCGAAGGGCGAGCGCGUUGUCGGCGGAGUACAGGCCGUCCGGAUGAACGCGCCGCGCGUCGGCGGGAGCUUCGCCGUCUGGGGUGGCCUCUUCUCAGCCUUCGACUGCUCCAUGGUCUACGUCCGACAGAAGGAGGACCCUUGGAACUCCAUCAUCGCCGGAGCUGCUACCGGCGGCUUCCUCUCGAUGCGCCAGGGUCUUGGCGCCGCUUCGCGAUCGGCCAUAUUCGGAGGGGUCCUCCUCGCCCUCAUCGAGGGCGCCGGUAUCAUGCUUAAUAAAGUGCUCAGCGCGCCCCAGAAUUUCCCGCCAAUGGAGGAGCCGAUUCCCGCCAUGAUGACCCCUGCGGGGGUGGAGAUCGGAGUUGAUCAACGGCCAAAGGCGGAGGAGUCAUCUUCGUGGUUUGGCGGUUUCUUUGGGGGAAGAAGGAGACGGAGCCAUCUGGUUCAGCCAAGACUGAGGUAUUGGAGAGCUUUGAUUCUCCAAGCACACCCAUCCCCACUUUCGAAUACAAGUGAGGGGUUUCCUUUCUUUCCGUGUCUCCGAUCUUCCAGGUCAUGGCACAAAUAAGAAAGUUGCUUUGAGUUGGUUGGGCUGCUCUUCAGAAACAAAGGCAAGUUCAGAUCCCGCGAGCUGUAUCUGCUGUCGACCAGACAUAAUUUUUUUGCAGAAUGAUUAGGUUACAUUUGGAAAUGCAGUGUAUAAUAUUUGGAUUCUUAACGAUAUAGCAUAAAAUUUAUGUUAUUCAAAAUUUGGAUACGCUUCAAAACA
Molecule: messenger RNA, 1019 nt
Organism: Nymphaea colorata (pocket water lily)
Lineage: Eukaryota; Viridiplantae; Streptophyta; Magnoliopsida; Nymphaeales; Nymphaeaceae
Product: mitochondrial import inner membrane translocase subunit TIM17-2-like
Exons: 2
Coding region: 126-818 (230 amino acids)
Biological process (GO): protein import into mitochondrial matrix
Cellular component (GO): TIM23 mitochondrial import inner membrane translocase complex; mitochondrial inner membrane
Molecular function (GO): transmembrane protein transporter activity
Source: RefSeq, a predicted model, not a curated record